Lottia gigantea (owl limpet) is the source of this 834-nucleotide messenger RNA. RefSeq lists its product as hypothetical. The transcript has 4 exons. The record is from RefSeq and is a predicted model, not a curated record. NCBI's taxonomy places the organism in Eukaryota, Metazoa, Mollusca, Gastropoda, Lottiidae. The coding region runs from base 1 to 834 and encodes 277 amino acids.
AUGUUCAGGACCUUGUAUGUACUGUUGAUGGUAAUGUGUAUACAUCUGAAAGUACAGCAGGUGCGAGGUGUGAACACUGUUACAUUUAUUUCUAUAUGGUACGGCAAUAUUUACGGUAGAGCCUGUUUGGAUGUCCCUCAAUCCGGAGUUACUUGCGGCUGGAACAUACAGUUUUUCUUUGAUCCAUUGGUCACUGCCUUAACUGUCUACAAUGGAAUUAAUGUUGCCCAAGAUUCUCAUUAUUUUGUGGUGAAAGAUAUAUACUAUAACAGAGACUUGAGCUUCAGUCCACAGUUCUGUUUAUCCUUCACCGGAAGUAACCCGUCCAUUACCUACCCCCAGAAUCCUAACGUCACUGCUAACUUUGUGUGUACGUGUAAUAAGGAUUCGACGGAGGAUUGCAGCUCCCGCACGUACAGCUUCAACACCAGUACCAGUACCUCAACAGUCAUACCCACAACGACGAUCGCACCCACAACUACCACUCAGGCGACAACCACCAUGACUCCGGAACGUACGACAACAAUUUUUGAUACAAUUUCUUCGACGGACAUGAUGAACAACAUCGUGGAGUCCAGAGAUACAGAUUCCGCUUCAUUGGUGCCAAGAGAUCGAAAGCAUCAAUUCAGAUUGUGGAAGAAAGACCAUGUUAGUGAUAAUUAUAACUAUAAGUAUAACAGUGUAGGAAGUGUCACGGACUGUGCUCUAUGGUGUUCAUAUUAUACCAACUGUACAGGGUUCACAAUCUAUAAUAAACAUUGCUGGGCCAUAAUCAACGAACAAGUGCGGUCCAAUAGAUUUUAUGAAAACUGUAAUACGUGGAUCCGGGCAUAG